GAGACACUCUUUAGAACUUUAGAUCUUCAGGAAAACUCUCCGUCCACUGCAGUGCGUAUGACAACCCCUCACUUUCAUUCCUUGGCUCUUUUUUUGGUCAUGUUGCUCAUGGUAGUCCUUGUUACGUUCUACAGCGGAACUUUGCCGCAGAGGAGGCGCUUCGCCUCCUAGUUGUAGUUUCACCACAACACAGCCAAGAUAAUAAAAGGGGGGUCGCCUACCCUACUGCAAUUUAAUCCAAAUUAAAAUCUAACUUAACCCCUCUUGUCAUCAAAUUGAAUUUGAAGUUCAUUAAACAAAAUAGAUUAAGAAGAUGACUGGGGCUAUUGGGCGUCACUCAGUGUGGUUCCCUACUUUGCUCAUAAUGAGGGACACUACAAUUUUCGUCACAGGAAUACUGGAUAUGCCGGAAAGCUUUGAGGCGGGCGUCGACUUCGAAAAUUAUGGCUAUAUAAGUAUCACUUUUGCUUCAUUACUACAGUGGCACUAGGUACCUCCUACUAUGAAUGUAUGGGAAGCUGCUACAAGAAGCGCAAAUAAGAUGCACCACAGGAAUAGAUCCGAUAACUAGCAGUAGUUGAUUAUCGCCUCAUGUAGCCUAUGCUGUUCCUGUUUCUGCUGAUGAAAUAGAGAUACGAAAUUUUACAUGCUUCUAAGAAAAGAAGGAGAAGUGGCAGCGGGCGAAGCCGUAUCUUCCCUGUCCAGUGUGUCAGGUGGUGGUGCACGAUUUCAUCUCGACCCAGGUGAAAGAGCACUAUGUUGCGGACUACCCGGAAGGUGUCUCGACGCUUGAAGACGUUGCUGUGAAACCAAAAGACACUCCUUAUGGAUCAAGGCGUUUGAUUAGUUUGUUGUCCUAGUCACACCUUUGUUUCUAGCUACCAGGAUGUAGAAGUACUGCAAUCCUGAACCCUACUUCACCAGGAUGUAAUACUAUUAGUAGUACUGGUUCCCUGCAGUAUAGAAUUGAAAAAUAGGGCGACUUGGACUGCACCUUUUUUCAUCUCAGAUGCAUAAGCACGACCGCUAAUUUUUUAAGCGUCCCUCGCUUUCGGAGAUCGACGACGAGGCAGUGAGUGAGGAUCGAAUUUACGACUACCUAGACGUGAUCUGCCGCAACGAGGAGCUCUGGGGACGUUAUCUCGUACAAGACACCAAGAGCCCAAAGAAAGGGACACCGAAAUUCGAAUUGGUGCAGAGGUAUCGACAUGGCAAGAAGAAACUAUGUAUCUAUCAUUUGCCUAUGAAAGAGAUCCUCUCUACUCUUUCUCGCGUCUCAUGCAAAUGAAUAACUUUCUAACUUUGUUCAUAAUAUUUCUACUGCUUGCUCAACAUGGUUUCAUUUGCUUUUCUCAUUCUAAACUUGAUGAAUACAGCAAGAACAAGGACGUGGAAGCUCAUACCAAAUAAAGUACAGUUCUUCUUCUUAAGGAUGUUACCUCAAGUAGUGAAUACUGUUCUUACCGUACCAUUCCCAGAACGAAAUGGAACGAUCCUGCCAUUGCUGAAGCUGAUGAUCUGGCAAAGCAGAAGUACGACGCAGAGGGUUAUAAACUCCCAGCUGGUCAAGGCCACAAGUUCUGGCAGGCACACGCGAUGAAAGAAGUCUGCCUUGAGUAUGAAUGAAGUCUUUUCCGUCCUUCUUGCGACAGACUGUCCCCUCGGCUCUUUAUUGGUUCUUUUUUUUCCCUUAAGCAGGCGCAAAGUAAGAAGUGUAGAAGCAUAUCCGUAACGUGAAGUAGAGGGUCGUCUAGUUGUACCUGGUACAAGGGAGAUGGAAAGAACUUCUACAUUCUUCAUUUUGAAGGUGUCAAAGGAAACGACGAUGACCUAAAAGACAUCUUGACAGACUGGUGGAGACAAUACCUCGACAACCUCGCAGAUUCCGACUCUAGUGCGGCGUCAGCAUCUCGCACUUCUUCUUCAGGACUCGCAAUAGAUCAUGACCACGACUCUUCCUCGUCUUCCAAGAGCAGGAAGCAGGCAGCGAAGCGAAGGAAAAAGCUGAUGCCAAGAGGACGAACGGCAUUGAGUAAGAAAAACUAUCCGGUGUCGAUGGUGGCGAUGCAGACAUGCGUCGCCAUGAAACAGUGCACCGGCGACGCUCCAAUUAAGCAGGGCUCUCUUGACAUCAACGAUUCUAAUGAGCCUACUAAAGUGUGGCACUUCUAGUACUCUGUUCAUCGGGGUUGCUUCUUUCCUUAUAAAAUAUAUAAUUUCAAUUCUGAAGAAGAUCAAGAUAGAAGCCUGUGAGGCAAAAGCAACACUACCAGCUGUUCCAGUAAAAACAGUUUGAUGGAGGCACUUUUCGUAGAGAUGGUAUAAUUUAAUAAUCAUAAGCACCUCCAACGCAAGCGUGGCGCAAAUGACGUAUAAGCUUUUCCACCCCAAAGCAGCGGAAGAAGGGCGUCCGACGGAAGAUGCAGAGCUUGACUCCCUUGAUGAUGAGAUGUGAAACUAUAUUCAUGACGAACAGGAACACAGCGCACGAGGACCACGAGAGAGAAGAAACAAAUGGGGACAAUAGUAGAUGCAGAAGGCGAACGAGACAACGACGAGUAAGGAAACAUUAACAUAGUGUAAAAUUGAUGAAGUUCAUCUCUUUCAUGAGAAGAAGGUCGUCCUCCUUUUUUCAAAAGUCUAAUGAACAAUGGUCAUUGCCGUCUGCGAGAAUUACCGUAAUUUGGGCGUGAGUGACAUGUUCACAUAUUUGUGUUUGAGACACCUUAGGAGUAGA
This is a messenger RNA of Amoebophrya sp. A25, 2737 nucleotides long. NCBI's taxonomy places the organism in Eukaryota, Dinophyceae, Syndiniales, Amoebophryaceae. The record is from the annotation of a GenBank genome assembly.